This is a messenger RNA of Porites lobata, 5611 nucleotides long. Lineage: Eukaryota; Metazoa; Cnidaria; Anthozoa; Scleractinia; Poritidae. The record is from the annotation of a GenBank genome assembly.
CGCGAAAAACUCAGCGUUGCGUGUCUGCUCUUCAAUCGGUGUAGACCGCACGAUCAACAGGCCAUGAUGUCUUCGAAAAGCAAACUUGUCGACUUGUUGUUCGAUUCGACUUGUUUCUUUCUGAUUUUCAUCCUUUUCAUCGUGGUUCGCAUUCUAAUAUUUGGAACUAAUGAAGGAUUGUACCCAACAAAGCAUGCAUUUCUUUGUGAAGAUACGAACAUAAAUUGGCCUUACCAAGAAGAGAGUGUGGGAGUUGCAGUCAUCACUUUUCUUUCGUAUAUUAUCCCAAUAGUUGUGGUAAGUAAUUAUCUUUUAUCAUGUCAUAUGUUCCUUGCUUACUACUAACCAAUACUUUCGUUUCGAGUCGUACUCCUCAGUUUGUAGAUGAAAGACUAGAGUGUGCCCAGUCAAAUGUAAAACUACUACGCCAUCAUCCUUAUCAAACGUUCUUUUAUAUCAUUUCAAAGCGAAAAAUGUAUGUCAAGGUUUUCCUUCAACUUUCUUGUUGCAUGCAGUUUAAAGUAAAAGUUCGGGCAGAUCAAGUUUUUAAACUUUUGAAAACUUCUUUGUUGAGUUUUCACCGUGGAGAUCAAUCUUCUAUUUUUACACUGCCGCAGCUGUCGUAAAACUCUAUCACAGUAACUUAAGUUCCAAGCUAACUCGAUAUCAUUAUCCACCGAUAACAACUUCCAAACCCUUCCAAAUGAUAGAAAAGUCUUUUCAUAAGCAGCUGUUAACGUUCAAGAACGCUCAGGAAUAACAAUAUAAUUACCCCACGAGGCAUGACUGUUGAAAAUAGCACUUUAUUAUUAUCUUUGAAAAACUGAGGGCGAGACCCUAAAGGCGUUGUUAUUUCUGAUAAUUAUAAUAUAUAAAUUGGUUGAAAAGUCAGCUUGAAUAGUGUUGCUCAAUCCUGAAUUAAAGUGGCAACAUAAGGUGGUAUUUGAUAACUAGGGAUGUCAAGUAAUUCAGUUAGUAUGAUUUAGAACAAAAGCUAAGUUAUCAUGCAAAUAAGUCGUCAGUUUAGAAUUCUUCAAGGAUUGUUAUGAGAUUCUCAAUUUAACUAAAAAAUAACACCACUUUUGUCUGUGUAAUCACAAGUUAUAGAUGAUUUUAGACUAGUAACGGCCUCCAUACGAUGAAAAAGUUCUCUCUCUUCAUUAUCUCUGGAAAGGAAGCUCUAAGCCUUAACUGUUUAUUCUUAUAAAAUUUCAAUGCAAAUUACUUUCUAGAAAAAAAAAGCCAGUCAACCAAAUCUACUGAAUAACUAAUCGAACUAAGCUAACAACUGGCAUUGCGACUGAAACAGAAAUUCUGUAGUUCAAAACAUAUUACUUGUCCAACGGCCAAUAAGCUAGGGCUGCUGUAGUUUGCAAAGUGUGUUUAACGCGUAAGAGCUCGGUGAUCAAACGUUUGGGGAGCAAAAUUUUUAAAUGGCAUAGUUGGUGAUCUUUCUAGUUGUUUACUAAUGCAGAAUAUAAUUAAUCAUUUUGGACAAUAAAAGAGGACAGAUUGAUUGCAAUGCUCCAAUUAACAGUUCUUCAAUUAACAGGCUGUAUAUAAACCCUAACCAAAUUGCGUUAAGUGAUGAAAGCCACAUCGGGUCACUUUCGUUGCCCGUUAGCUGCUCAGAAAUUGGAAGAAUACUAGACUUUUGUAAGAAAGUCAAGGCUGGGAAUUGAAUAAUUUAAGAACAACUUAAGAACACUGCUGGCUCAGCCAUUGUAAGAAAAGUUAAAGAAGUUACCAACAAAAACUAAAAAAUAAUGACGUGACAUGACAUUUAAUGUUUGGCUGGAAAUAUACUUUUGCUCCUUCAGCUCAUCGCCACCCCCGUGCCCCCUCUCCCCCCACCCACGUCCCCCCCCCAUAUGGGAACUAUAAGUUGGAGAAGCUGAAGGAGCAAUAGCCAGUUCCAGGCUCCGAUUUUAGUCGAGUCCGCGAAAUUGAGAAAGCACUAAUACGAAAAUAAAACGGGAGGAAAAUGGGGAGAGAAAGUCCUCUCUCUCUCUUCAUUCGUCCGCCACCGCACCUUUUUCCCAGAUCACGCCCUUCUUAUAUUUUCGCGCGCCAUACAACAUCUUUUCUCCUUCUGAAAGCUGACAAACAAAAGAAAUGACGCCCCCAGAAAAUUCACUUAAAAUGUUACCAUUCUGCGUGCUUUUGCAUUGAACAGAUCUUCAUUGUGGAGGUGUCUAACAACAUGGGAAAGUCAGAGAACGAUCAGGAAGAUGAAGAACCGGAAUCAUUUGGUUUUUUUUCUUUGAAACCCUGGGUUACCAAGUAAGAUGUUCAACUCUUUUUACUUACCACUCAUUACUCGAUCGAUGCAUAUGUGUGUGAUGAAAAUAACCGACUUCGUUUCAGGAUCGGGUGUAAUGCGAGUUAUUUUGACAGGUUUCAGGCCGUCUUUAAAAUAAAAAUGUAACAGUUUAAAGUGCCAAAGAUUAUAUUUACCUCACACAAAAGGAAAAAAUACACAAAAUAGGCCAGACACAUUCGUUAACCCAAGCAAUCAAUGCCAAGCGAGAAAACAAAAUCGGUUGAAACCACAGCACUUUUUUAGUAACGUAUACGAAAUGAUUUGAAAACAGAAAGAAGGAAGACUUAUUUCUCGUAAAGUGCAGUACUCAUUUUUUAAACAAUCCAUAUUGACUUGAACAUCGUUUUCAUUCCCUUUAUAUUCCCUUUUCUACCGCAGCAUGUUUUCAUUGAUCUUCGUGUUUGUUUUUGGCGGAUUUCUUUCCCAAAUUGUGACCGACCUUUCCAAGUUGACGGUAGGCCGUCUGAGACCCAGUUUUAUGGCUGCAUGCAAGGCUAAUCUAACUGGACCUGGAUGUCAAGGUUACGUUACAAGGGAUGUGUGCACCGGGGAUCUUUUUGAAAUAAAACUUGCCAGGUAUGAAAUAAUGUGAUUACUUUGGAGUAAAACUCGCGAACUCCCUUGCCAAGGACCCUGUUAUCAGAGGCCUCUUUUCCCUGGUAUCAAGUAGAGGUAAGUGUUAUCAGCUGAGCCAAAGGCCGAGGCUGAUAACACUUACCGAGCCCUAGAUUAUUUAGGAUAUCUCAAAACCGAAUCUAAUAAUUGUUUUAUAAGAAAAUAACGACAAACACACCGUCGCAAGGAACCUGAAUUGAUAGUAUUGGUAUACUAAAUCAUGCAUUGCACACUCAACCUACAGAUUAGUCAGUUAUCUGCUAGCAGAUCUAACUAAUCUGUAGGUUGCAUUGAUUUCUAGACUGCGAGUAGUCUCUCUUUUUCUUCAGGUUUAGUAUGGGGAGUGCACGCGCGCGCGAGCGGCGAAGCCGCAAGACGCGCGAAACGAGGGGGGCAUUAGUCACGCGCGUGGCCAUUUGCGUGUCUCGCAUUUUGCUCGACGGACCACAGAAAAAAGAGAGACUGCUCGUAGUCUAAUUGAUUUUCAAAAUUAGCUCUAGGAUCUUAUCCAAUGAGAGGACAGAUAAUGAGAACAAUGAGUAAUAACCUUAAUUAUUUCACCGCAGUAUGUCUUUUCCGUCUGGACACUCUUCUAUUUCCAUGUAUGGCAUGCUGUUCUUGGCGGUAAGUUAAUUAUGGCAACGUACGCUUGCCAGGUUCAUAUUUUCCACAGUGAACUGGUACUAGUUUGAAGACGAGGCAACUGAGUAGGGUUAUAAACAAGCCUCGACUACACGCUAUUGCCAGUUUAUUGCCGAGCCAACUAUGUUCAAACCAUAGUGAACAGGAGGGGAGAAAACUGACUGAACGCUUCUGCGAACAUCCCCAAGACAUAAAAACAGUUUCCAAAAAGGCAUCAAAACUAUUCCUUUAAGAUUUUUAAAGUUCUAUUCAGAUCAUUUCAACACAUGACAAUCUAUGGUCUCUCCCUAUAUUCACUUUUUUAGAAAACCAGAAUGAGUUGCAGAUGUCGAAAGGGGAUUGAGAGGAAGGGAGAACUAGGAGAGAGGAAUUUCCUUUCUCCUUCGCCAUUGAGCGUUUUUCUCCUCCUCCUCCUUUUUUGCGCCUGUUAAAAAACAUAAUCCUUCAAAUCGGCUGUUUGAAGGACUGUUUCCUUUCAACCUUUUUUAUUUAUCAUUUAUUUUUUUGUAUGUUCCUAAAAUGAUCCCUCGUUCUUCAUCUCUCUAGUUAUAUCUUCAAGCUGCUGUAAGGACAGAAACUAAAUUACUCAAGCCAUUGCUGCAGGUCGUUGCUGUCUCGCUGUCUCUGUUCGUUGGCUGGAGCCGAAUUGCUGAUAACAAACAUUUUUCAACCGAUGUUCUGGCUGGAUUUGUACUUGGAGCCAUUUUUGCAUGGUUUGUGGUGAGUCUGGCCCUGGCAUUUGCAGUAAUAAAACCUGCAACUACAACCUUAGCGCAGGCCACGUUGACUGAAAGUUUUACCCACUUGUCCAAGACCUUGACUGACUUUUCGGCUAGUGCACCAUGUACCAAGUGAAUAGCAAGUUUCGAGUUACGUCACAAAUGACACAACAAUGAUCCCCUAGCCCUUAGACAAUAACACAAUAAACUCCACACAAUGGAAUGACACAAUAGUGCAUAUAUCAGACUUGGGUAGUUUUGAGUUGUCUCUUCUUCGAAAGAAUCGAAAUGCCCAUGGACGUAUUUUGCCUGAAGGAAAACAACGAUAUAGAAGGUUCGACACUGUCAGGAAAGUGUAUUGAUCAUAUUCCAAAUUAUCUUUCGGUUUGCACAUUUUUAGACAACCCUCGAAAUAGCUGUAUAUCAGACAAUCGAGCAUCAGCCCUGUAUAGCUGCAAAGUAAAAAAGUCUGAUUCAGCCCCUGCUGGAGCCAUUAAAGCACAAUCUAGGCCAAAAGAGCUCAGUCAAAAGGCUAUUUCAGUCCAUGCUGGGGUCCCUUUUAGCCCUUGGGUCCAAAUCAGCCUUAGCUAAUUGGACUGUGUUGGCCCUGAUUCAAGGGAGUUGAAUAUUAAGAAUAAGAAAUAGAACUGUAUUUUACUCAGCUAAACGGCCCCAUUUUUAGGGCUUUCUAAUGUUCUGAUUCUUUCUGAUCUUUCUGAUUUACUGUGUAUAUUUCUCAUCUGAUGCUUUUAAAAGACUCGUUCCUCUGAAAACUGCUCUUUUUUCUAGAUAGAGAGAAAGUCAGAGAGAGAUACCCUGCGAAGCAGAAGUUUCUCUCUUGCAUGGGUUUUUGCUUUUACGAAGUCGUUCGGGUCGCUUGUCAGUCGCGUAGUCAGUUUGACCCAGCGAAAAAAUAAGGCCAUAACAAGCGGCAUUUUAUUUUUAAUUGCAGGCGUUCAAGAUCCUGAAGCUUUUUGCUAUUCGAAUCCGCAAGCCAAAAGUAUACACACUCUUGCCGCAACAACAGCGAACAUCUGUCGCAGAUGAAUGAAACUGCUUGUUAGAUCUGCCGACUUGUUUAUCACUUUUGACUAUACUGAGCUGUAAAUUCAUACUGUAACAAUCUAUAGACACUGUAUAGUUGUCAGUCAUACAGUGGCAGUAUUUUCUCAGUAUCCAAUUGGGAUCUGUAUUCUUUACACUUAUUCCCCCGGUGGUUGUAGUGCGACUGCUGCUGGUGUGGGGUGAUUCAACUCACUUAUACAAUUUUGAUUUCCAAAUAGAUUACGGAUAUUUUAGGGUAUUGACUUAG